CGCGCGGGACGCGGCCAUGGCGGAGGGCGGGCCGCGGGCCGGGCACGGCGCAGAGCAUGAAGCAGAACAACCUCAAUUUUCAAAUGUUUCUGAAUCAAAAGAAAAUCCUGAAUCAAAAGAAGAUCCUGAAUCAAAACAAGAAUCAGUGCCUUUGGAAGCAGAAGUGUCACAGCCAUUGCCUAUGGAACAACUUUUUUCUGCCCCUGAAGACCAAUAUCACCUCCCCAAACUUGGGGAAACCCCCUCUGGAGAACCCCCUGAUCCAAAAAAAUGCUCUCCACGAGAAUAUUUGGAGUUUUACAUAUUCCCAGUGCUCUUACCCGGCCUGGCUGCACUUCUGUAUGAAGCAGAGAAGGAGAAGUGUUUUGAGGAAAAAAGAACCAAAUUUAUUCCCUCUGAUUUCCUAACUGAGUGGUUAUACAACAAGAAUCCAAAGAGGAAAGAUGAGUCAUUCACAGAAUUGUUUUCCAUUCCUUUUGUCAAGGACUGGCUAAAGGACCGUCCUAGACCACCAAUUCCUCUCUCUCUGCUUCUGUCAGAAGAAGAAGCAAGCAUACUAAUUCAGUCCUUCUGGAGGGGCUAUCGGGUUCGUUGUGAUAGUGAAAUACAAGAGCUACGACAGUGGCAAAAGAAGCUGAGAGAGGAGAGGCACAUUACUGAGGUAGUGAAAAAAUUCUGGACUAAACAGGAAGCCAAAGUGGGAAGCAAAUCAGAAGAGAUGGACUAACGUACACAAAAUCCUUCAACAUCUCAAUUUUAGUUUCCUCACUAAAAUUCCAAAGCCUAGAGCUCAUGGACUUUGUGAUACUGAUUUAGAAACGUUCUUAGCAUUAAAGUUUUACAUGUGAGGUGUUGUAAAUCAAAGGCAGGUUAUGUAAGGAUCCAGCAUGCCAAAACAAAACUCAGUCAGUCUAAGUGAGCACCAUUCUGUUAAAACAGAUGGAAUAGUGCUUAUCUAGCCAAAAAUGUUGAAUCUAUGUUUAUCUUGUGUUCCUGAAUGCUCACUUAAAAUCUCUUCUGACAGGAAUAAAACUCUGGGUGAAAUUAAAUGGGGUUCUACCCACAUGUAGGCAAGUGUUAAAUCUUCAUUUAUCAUAAACUGGACUUCUCUGACUCCUGCAGAGCUGUGACAAUUUACACAAAUCUGGGCUCUGUUCAGAACAGUCUAAUUUGCAGAAAUGCUGUGCCCCUGCAAUUCCAAUGGAAGGCAAUGAGAGCUGGGGUUGCUCUGCAUUUCUGCAGGGGAGAAAAGUCAAAGGCCCUUUUGUUACCACUUAGCACAUGUGCUGAGAAAGUGUAGAAUUAAGAUCCCAGUGUCAGCAUUUUCAGCACUCUUAUGCAGGCUCCUUACUUAUAUCAGGUCCAAGCACAGUAAAAAUCAGACUGGGCCCCUUGCUAAGGAGCCCUUAUUAUUUUUUUUUGGCCCUGUCAAGCACAAUCAUAUUCAUGCCUUUAUAAUUUCACAAUUAGAGAUGAUAGUAGCAGAACUACAAAUGAUUCCAUGAAGUCAAAGGUGCAAUUUUAGUUGUUUUGACUGACCACCUAAUAAAACAGGGGUGGUGUCUAGCACUUGCUGUGGUUCCACAUGGAUUUCUUCCAUCACUUGCACAGACUUUGUCUUCACUAUUUCACCAACACUCCACCCCUUGGAUUUUUUCCUGGUUGGUGAUGAUGGUUCUUACACCAGACCUGGAAAUAUCAAACCAUUUGAAGAAAAAACUCCUCCUGCACUCUCCAAGCCCACUUGUAUUCUCCUGUCCCCUCAUUUUCACAAGCACAAGCAACUGAACCAGAACAGGAAACUGCUGAGCCAACAGGGGGAAAAAAAAUCCCUUUUGUGUUAGGAAUUUGGCUGCUGAGCUCCUUGACUGGCUCAUGUGGGUUUGAUAGGUGCCAGAGCUAAGAGUAAGUGUGGGAAUGCAGCCAAAGGUGGGGGAAUGUGGUUUAGGAGCCCUUUCCUUCAGUUUAACUUUGCUUAUAUUGAGGAACUGCACCAAGGGGCAAUUCUCUCUGUAGCACUGCUCACUGCAAUGGAAAAAAUCUGUGUGCAUGUUAAAACCAAGUGGACACAAACAUUGUAAGUAAAUAGUAAAGCCUUUAUUCUCGUUAAGAACAGCAUUUUGAAAAUAAAACAUUUGCCCAUGCUUUACAACCUUUGUAGUUUUGUAUACUUAUGUACAGUCAUCAUGGUACACAUUGAUUGUCUUGAAAAUCCUUUAGAGAUGUACUUAAUAAGAUACCAGUAUGCAACAAUCAGCGGAAAAAAGGGUACGUUAUAAAACACACGUUAAUACAUUUAAUAAAUAUAUAUUAUCUAUCAAAAAUGAGCUUUAGCUCUCAUCAAUUAAUAAAAAGCACCUGCUUUGUAAUCCUGUAAGUUGGUAGAAUAAUCCAAUUGUUUUAUUAUAAAAGCUACAAUGCUCCCUUUUGUGUGUGUGGCCUUUAGUUAGACCCAAGGCAUCGAGCUCAAACCAAGCCAACCAAGAUGCCUGUGUUUAGACUAAAAGCAG
Catharus ustulatus (Swainson's thrush) is the source of this 2510-nucleotide messenger RNA. RefSeq names its product IQ motif containing K (gene IQCK). Gene Ontology annotation, molecular function: protein binding. The record is from RefSeq and is a predicted model, not a curated record. The transcript has 9 exons. NCBI's taxonomy places the organism in Eukaryota, Metazoa, Chordata, Aves, Passeriformes, Turdidae. Bases 17 to 727 code for a protein of 236 amino acids.